AUGGCCGCAUACGGCCGCACACCAGCAUCGACGACAGAGUCCAGCGCAGCGGCCGACGAUGACUUUGCUCUGGAUCUCGAUCUUUCUCUCGCCGAUCUCCGCAAGACGCCCAAGGUCACCGAGCACAUACCUGCGCCCCUCACACACGACCUCCACUGCACUCCCCGCCUGGGAAGAACGGUCAACUUGACCAAGAACGUUGAUGUCGGCCGCGCAUUCAAGCUGCUUGCCCAGGGCGUAGCGGCAAACAAACUACACAAGACUGUGCGUCUGCAGAAGGAGUACGAGCGUCCAGGUCUCAAGCGCAAGAGGCUCAAGAGCGAGCGGUGGCAGAAGAGAUUCAAGCUUGGUUUCAAGGCGACGGUGAAGCGCGUGCGGCAAUUGACCGCCCAGGGCUGGUAA
Microdochium trichocladiopsis is the source of this 402-nucleotide messenger RNA. RefSeq lists its product as uncharacterized. Lineage: Eukaryota; Fungi; Ascomycota; Sordariomycetes; Xylariales; Microdochiaceae. Gene Ontology annotation, molecular function: structural constituent of ribosome. Gene Ontology annotation, biological process: mitochondrial translational initiation; translation. Bases 1 to 402 code for a protein of 133 amino acids. Gene Ontology annotation, cellular component: mitochondrial small ribosomal subunit; ribosome. The record is from RefSeq and is a predicted model, not a curated record. The transcript has a single exon.